Molecule: messenger RNA, 4364 nt
Organism: Dalotia coriaria
Lineage: Eukaryota; Metazoa; Arthropoda; Insecta; Coleoptera; Staphylinidae
Product: forkhead box protein O-like
Biological process (GO): regulation of transcription by RNA polymerase II
Cellular component (GO): nucleus
Molecular function (GO): RNA polymerase II cis-regulatory region sequence-specific DNA binding; DNA-binding transcription factor activity, RNA polymerase II-specific
Source: RefSeq, a predicted model, not a curated record
GCCGUCCGCACAGCGAGAACUCGCAGCGAGCUACUCACGUAACGCGAGCGCACGUCGCAAACGUCGCAGAAGUCGAACGCGUGUUAUCAAACUCAUUUCGACGUGUUUCUCUAGCGCUGUCAACGAAGUUAAAAUUCGCGCUGUGUGCUCUGAACAAAAAGGAUUUGGACACUUUUUCUAUAGCUGACGAUAUUUAGUGCGCGCAUCAAGUGUAUGUAUACUUAGUGAUGAGCGUGAUAUGCGCUCGCCGAGCAUCGAAAACAUCAGCGAUCACAGCCGCAAGUCGCGCGUCCGCGCUAUCGUCUGAACUUUGCCGUCUUAUCACCGUCGAACCGAACUGACGUCGACGACAGCAGAGCGAGUGGACUCUGCCGACUGCCAGGAACCGCAUGUGUGCAACGCGAGACGGAUACGAUGACUUUUGAACUGCAACAACUUUUGAAUUGAAACUUUGCGCAAAAGUGAAACUUAUUAUUGGAUGUGAAUUCGUACACGCCGCCGCCCCCGGUGAUAUUUGGUGCUAAUUUGCGCGUGCUGUGUGCGAACAGUGACUCAAGCGUGGUAUCCAUGGAUAGCGGAUACGAAGAGUGGUCGGUGCAGAAGAUGAACAUGUCGAUCAUGGAACCGCUCGCGGAAUUGGACGGCGGUUUCGAGCCGCAAGCGCGCGCGCGUUCGAACACGUGGCCACAGCCGCGACCCGAGAAUUACGUGGAGCCGGACGGCGAGGCGGGCAACAAGUGCGCCGGCGGGUUGCCGAUUGCGGGCCCGUGCGGCGCGCCCACGUCGGCGGCCGCCGCUGCCGCCGCUAAGAAGAACUCGAGUCGUCGGAACGCAUGGGGCAAUCUGAGCUAUGCGGACCUCAUCACACAGGCGAUCACUUCCUCGCCAGACAAGCGGCUCACCCUCUCGCAGAUCUAUGAGUGGAUGGUGCAGAAUGUUCCUUACUUCAAGGAUAAGGGUGAUAGUAACAGCUCAGCUGGAUGGAAGAAUUCCAUCAGGCAUAAUCUCAGCCUGCACAAUCGUUUCAUGCGCGUGCAGAACGAGGGCACUGGCAAAUCCUCCUGGUGGAUGAUCAAUCCAGACGCGAAACCAGGCAAAUCCGUGCGGCGGCGAGCCGCUUCUAUGGAGGCUGGUAAAUUCGAGAAGAGACGCGGGAGAGUCAAGAAGAAGGUGGAGGCUCUUAGAAAUGGAAUGGCAGAUGCCACUCCGAGUCCCAGUUCCUCGGUAUCCGAAGGAUUGGAUCUCUUCCCUGAUUCACCUAUUCACAGUGUUGGAUUCCAACUGAGUCACUUUAGACCGCGCGCAUCGUCGACCGCAUCGUCGGUAGGACGUUUAUCGCCGAUCCCAGCUUUGGGUAUGGAACCCGAUUGGAGCGCAUCGCAAUUUCAGAAUUCCAGCUACAGCUCUGAGCUCAGUGGUGGGAACUAUUCUCCCGACCAGCUUGCCGGCAACUUCGAGCAGGGCAUGAAAUUGCAUCCGGCGGAAACCGGCUACAUGGGAUUCAUGAACGGCCAGACACCACAACAACCUCCGCCGCCGUAUUCGGCUCCGUACGAUUCGUACAGUCACGCGGACAUGAAUAGCAUACACCAGAACACACCUUAUGGGAUAACUCCGCAGUGCCCCGUCCAUCGCAUCCAGAACUGCGCAUGUGGCUUGACAAACCAAUGUAAAGUUGAGCAAAUGUCUCCGACUGGUAUGUCCCCAUCGUACCCUCAGUCGGAACCAUCUCCGGACCCUCUUGGAGGUCAAUACAUGAUGGGUAGGACGGCAAUGCCACGACCACCUUCAAGCAGUCCACCACUUACACCGCAGCCGGUCAGCGGUAUGCCAUCAACAAUGAUGGGCCAACUGAUGGGCGCGCUCAACAACCAGCAACUACUGGACGAUCUGAACAUCAAUAUUGAGUCCCUGCCUGGCGGCUUCGAAUGCAACGUUGACGAGGUCAUCAAGCACGAGUUGCGCAUGGAGGGUACGCUCGACUUCAACUUCAGCAACGCCAACCAUCAAAACAUGCCGCUGCAACAGGAGGUGAACAACGCUCCGCCUGCGGGGGCACCACCGGCGUACUCCACCACGGUGACGACACCCUCCUGGGUGCACUAACAUUAGGACCACUGGAGGAUCUAAGAUUGGUUCCUCAACAAAUGGCCAUUUUGAAAUAGCAACACGUCUAUCGGGUAUUUAUUUACACACAUACACAGCGUGUUCUUCUAAUUGUCGUCAUGAUCAGUCAGUGAAUCCUGCAGGAAAAAUGUGCGGACUUUUGUGAAAUUUAAGCAAAUUGCAAAGUUUUGAUAUGUUUACAAAUGCGUGCCAGUCUCACUGCACACGGAAUACCAGAAUCCAGCAUGCGUAUGCGCAAACAUGAAAAACAUUGCACACUAUAACAAUAUAGUAAAGAUAGAUUAAAACAAUGAUCUCGUGUUUAAAAAGUUGAAGUAAAAUAUGUAAAAGAGAAGAUACUAUAACUACAAACUAAAAAAACUACGCUCAUUAAUUAAUUGUUUGUACAGAUAUAUUAAAACUAUCUACAAUUAUACUGCUACGUCCCACGUAAACUAAUUAACCUAUAGAGUGUCAAUUUUACGGAUGUUUGCCAUCCGGCUUUUAUUACCAAUACGUUUCGAUUGGAAGGAAAAACUAAAUCAGAAAACAGAAGUUGAACACAAUAUUCACAUAUUGCUUUGUAUGUGCUGUGAUGUUUUCAAAUCGAUGUUUAUGAAUGAAUUUGCGUUCAAACGGUUGCAAAGUCUGCGAAAAUGUAUCCUAAAAGAAAUUUGGAUUUUUUUUUUCUAUGUGGUUUUGCAUUCUUAAGUUUGAACGAUGACGAUGAGAUUACGUGUAACGUAUAUUGAAAUUAAUUUUAAAUUUUUUAAGAGUAGAUAAUGAAACAAUUCUAUUGUUGUGAAGUCGACGACUGUACAUAAACUAUAAAUAAUUGUAAAUUUACGUUCAGCAGGAGAUACGGUGCCAUUUAUUUAAUAAAUUUCUCAAUUCACGAUUUUGGAACCAUUAAUGAAAACAAAAGCUCAAAACGUGUCAAUUUAUUAAAGUUACUCAAAUUUACCGAAUAGGAAGUCAAUUUAAAAUUUAGUUUGACCUGAAACAAAACAAUUAUGAACCGACAAGAAUGAAAGUAAGUUUAAACUUGCAAAGAUUUAUUGAAAAUUUAUUGUAAAUAGACAAAUAGAAGUAAUAUUUAUGCGUAAUGCGAAACAUGGUAAGGAGAGGGUUUUAGUCAUGAAUUUCGGGUGCUUCGACCAUAUUUUGUUAAUUUUCAAUUAUAAUUUAGUUAAUAAACGUGCUGCGAAAGCGAUAAGUUCAUUUUUCUAUAGUUGCAUACAUAAUUUAAAACAUAUUUAUAAAUUCACUUAAUUUUUCUUUGAAUAAGUAACUUGUAAAAAUUGUUGUACCAUAUUAAGAUUUAAAUUAGUUUAAGUUUUUACUUGUAUGAAAAUACAAUACGUAGAAUUUAGUUCUUAAUUCGUCAUAACUUCAUUUUGCCUAAGAAUGUUUUUGUUUUUUUAUUAAUUUCGUUUUUUAGUUGAUACAAAUUUUCGUUUAUUUCAUUUUAUAUGAUUAUGUUGAAGAAAACAAACAUUCUUGUCAUUACGGUACUGGUCAUCAAGUUAUUUCACGUCUAUUGCACGACAGAUGGCGCAACCAGCGUCAUUUGGUAUGUGGACCGCCUAGUUGUAUUUGUAAAAAUAAUAGAACAUUAUAAACAUUAUUACGACGAUGUAGCUGAGCAAACAAUGGAUACGUACCUAAAACCGCAUGUGAUUUACGACCUUUGACUUCUGAAUUGUUUACAUGUUUCUUUGUAAGUCAAAACUGCAACAUACGCACAUGCAACUCAGUACAUACCCACACACUCACACACAAAACACACAUGCGCAAGAAAUUAACUGUACACUAUAACUUUAAAUGUAAAUUAUAUAUUAUAUAUGAUGCUGGAAAAUUUUAGGAUGAAUGUACACCUGUAAAGAAAUAAACAUGUUGAAUUAUUAAUUAAGCCAAUUGGCAAUUGAUUGCGAUUACCUCUGCGUGCACGGGGGCGGCGAAACGUCUCUUCCCGAUUUUUAUUUAUGUUGUUUUUAUAUUUUUAAUAAUGUUGUCGACAAUCGAUGGCGAUUGUAAUUACGCGUAUGAUUAAGUAAUUAAGCUAGCGACUUCUUUGUGCAGAGCUGAUCGAUUGGUUUUCAUUUUUGUUACCUGGUCGAUUAAAAAAACGACGGGUAAAACGACGUAAUGCACAUUAACGAUAUGUAUAGAAUGUAUAGCUCUAUUAAUUAAUAUUGUAAUUAUGUAAUUGAUGAUUUUUUUGUUAAUGAUUGAAAUAAUGAACCAUUGUCUAUUUA